Vollenhovia emeryi is the source of this 4913-nucleotide messenger RNA. RefSeq names its product probable maleylacetoacetate isomerase 2. Gene Ontology annotation, biological process: glutathione metabolic process; L-phenylalanine catabolic process. The transcript has 5 exons. The record is from RefSeq and is a predicted model, not a curated record. Gene Ontology annotation, cellular component: cytoplasm; mitochondrion. The coding region runs from base 164 to 817 and encodes 217 amino acids. Gene Ontology annotation, molecular function: maleylacetoacetate isomerase activity; glutathione transferase activity. Lineage: Eukaryota; Metazoa; Arthropoda; Insecta; Hymenoptera; Formicidae.
GAGGGGACGGCUGGCAAUCGAAUAAAAAGGGGGAGGAGGUACGAUUUCGCGCGUUCGCCGCGAUUCUGAAUUAUUUCCGACGAGUUGAGCGGUGUAAUAUCGGUGCCGCCGGUCGAAUAAUCGAGUCGGGCGAAAGGUGAACGCUGUCCGCGACGAGCCGACGAUGUCCGUGAUGGGUAAGCCGGUGCUUUACUCCUACUGGCGGAGUUCCUGCUCCUGGAGGGUAAGAAUCGCGUUGAACCUAAAAGAGAUACCAUACGAUAUAAAGCCCGUUAGUUUGGUGAAGAGCGGUGGAGAACAACAUUCCAAUGAAUUCCGUGAGAUUAAUCCAAUGGAGCAAGUUCCUGCGCUCCAUAUCGACAAUCAUACUCUGAUAGAGUCUUUGAAUAUUCUACAAUAUUUGGAGGAGACUAGGCCGAAUCGUCCAUUGAUGCCGGCGGAUCCUGUUAAAAGGGCUCGAGUGAGAGAGAUUUGCGAGGUAAUUGCCAGCGGUAUACAACCGUUGCAAAAUCUUGUUGUUUUAAUUUACGUUGGGGAGGAACGUAAGAAGGAGUGGGCGCAGCAUUGGAUCACUAGAGGAUUUACAGCCGUGGAGAAGUUAUUAUCGUCGAGCGCGGGCAAAUAUUGUGUCGGUGACGAGAUUACAUUAGCGGACUGUUGCCUGGUGCCACAGAUAUUCAACGCGCGAAGAUUUCACGUUGAUCUGAGACCCUUCCCUACGAUUCUGAGGGUGGACCGUCAUUUGGAACAUCAUCCGGCCUUCACUGCGGCUCACCCCAACAAUCAGCCCGACUGUCCGCCCGAGGCGACCAAGUAGCAAGCGAGGCAGACCACCCUCUUCCUCUUCUAAUCUUUUAGGAGAGUGAAAAGAGGUGGUCUGGUAUCAUGUGGUUUCAUAUUGAUAAAAGGUGAACAAGUUUUGUUAUAUUUCUUACAUAUUUCUUUAAGUUAAAUAACAUAGUUAUCUGAUCCAACAUGAAAAUUAAUUAAAUGUAUCUUGUAAUUAUUCGAAAAAAUCCACUUGUUGGAAUAAUAUACUAGAAAUUAACUUACAUAUAUAUAUAUAUUUGUACACUAUGAAGUGAUAAGUUGCGUUAUUUAACAGAUAUUGUUUUUUAUUUUACAGAUUUAUGUGUGUACUUGAAAAUUAUAAGACUAAUACAUUUUCACCUUUUAUCGUUAAUGAACUGCGUAUUAGCAUUGGAAAUGGCUAGCGGUGUCACAAAAGCGAAUAUAUCGGGAAUAAGAGGUUUUGAUUUGUGAACAUCUUGUUAUAAUGCAAUGCCGCUUGUUUUAAAGCAAAGAUACGCCAUUUCUAUACUCGUGUAAGAGCAAAGGGAAAGGUAUAUUGGCCUAUUUUUUUAUUUUUUUGUUACGUUUUCUACGAUUUUACACAAUCGAAAUUUAUCUUCACGCGGUAUUUUUACACGAUAUUUUAUAAAGAUAUAUCGACCUAUUCUGAAUAGGUUCUGUUGAAAUCAAAAGUUUAAUUUUUAUAUACGUAUUAUAAUUUUUUAUUUUAUAUUUGCUUAUAGUAUGUAUAAAGCAUAAAGAGGAAAAAAGAUGUCGCUAUUAAAUUCUAGUGAAUACCCCGAAAUCUUCGCUGGUAUAUAGGAUAGUGACUCGUAUUUAUGUGAUACGAAGUACACGCAGACAAAUUCAAAACGUGAAGCGAUUAAAUUCGAAGGGGAACGUGUAAUAAGGGAAUGCGCUCUGCUCAAUAUCUCCCAGAAUACCAACCAAAAGUACAAAUCGCAUAUUUUCUUUGAUAUCCCAAUUUUUAGAGAAUAUUACAUUUGUUCGUUUUUUUACGCUUACAUUUAUUAUUUAGAAUUAUAUUUUUACAGUGAGGUACUCGAUAACUUGAACAUUUGAUCGACACUUGUGCUUUUUUAUAUUUUAAACUAACUUGUACAAUGGCGUGAUAAGAUGGAUAUUUUAACUCUUUGUGGUCAAUUUUUUUCUGCAGAUUAGUGAGGGUAAAAUAUUUUGUCCUCAAUUUUAUUUAAUCGGCGGAUCUAACUUAAUUUAAGAACUGUCAUGGAGAUAUCAAAGAUAUUUACUAAUUGUAAUUGCGUACAGUUUCAAAUGCUUGAAGAAUUAUUUGGGUGGUUGUAUAUGAAGCCGUCCGUUGGCGAUAGAUGGUUUUAGAUUUUUUCUUCGAAUUGAAAGCUGGCAAUACACACGAUGACAGGUCUAUAGAGUCACGACGACACGCCAUAAGUGACAUUUGUGCGACGCGUUAACAUCAUCUAUUUUGAUUAUGUUUACAAUGGCAAGUUUUGUUUCAAAUAGGUCACAUUUGCGGGAAGUUAUGCUCCAUUAUUUCCUGGCACUGUCUUUUCUUUCGCUAAAAAAUGGGCGGUUUCAUAUGCAACCAUCUAAUACGACUACCGAAAUGCAUUAAAUCACAUCUAAUUUGAUACAGGACUGCAGAAGGUUAAAACAAUAAUUCUUCCAAUAUGCGAGUGCAUUUUGUGUUAAUUAUCUUUUUGAAAUUUUUUAAUUUUAUCCUACAUUCUGGUAAAGCUCACAGAAUGAAACGAGCAAACCUAUUGUAUUGUAUUUAUCCGUAUGAUGCUGUAGCAUGUUUUUUAAUAUUGCAGAAAUUAAUUUUUAGGUUCGAACGAUAUUUCUUCAGAGAUAAGCAGAUGUAUACCGAAAGAUGUAUAACAUUUUUUAAAAAGGAAAACAGAGACUUGUUGUAUAACUGUAGUUAGAUAAUCUGUGAUUUGUGUUGUGCGGAACUGAAGUUAUUUCAGUCGCUACUGCAGAGAUUAGAAUGUGCCAUUUAUAUACCGUUUUAUAGUACAAUCGCGAACGAUUUCAAACGCAAAUGAGAAACGCGUGUCCGCGCAAACAGAAUCAAAGUAUAUAUUUAUGCUCUUACGAAUAGUUUUCCAGUUCGAGCAUAAACAGAGAUACCGAUAUUUUUCACGAAUCUUUUUAUAGAAACGCUCAUUGUAAAGCCAUUGUUAUACAUAGUUCCCGUAUGUGCUUCGGAAAACUUUUAUACGCAAGCGUAUGUUCGACAGAAAUCAAGUCAUGUAGAUAUCGAACACGACUGAUCUGCAACCGGUGAUCAAGUUUCACUUGGCAUUCCUCCUUAUUGCCGCGUUAUCCCUCUCCUUGUUUUAUAAACAGCAUGUCACGAUUGCAUUUGCAUACUCGGUAUUUCCAUUUCCAUUUUCAUUUCCACCACAACGUCUCGGUGAUUUCUCGUAUAUCGCACACGUUGUGAACCUGCCUUUUCGAGACUUCGACGAGUACUUCUUCCACAUGUAGCCUCCAGCCUUCGCAAUUAUUUUUCUAUAGGAAAUAUAGUAUCGUAUAACGAAGGUGUAACAACGCUGCACUUUCUGACGGAGGAUUUAAGGAUUAAAUAUAUAAGAUCGUCGCAACUUGAAAUCAUCGUCCUACGUAUAGUGUACUCUUGGGACAGGUAAAAAUCGUGCAUUCCGUGUCUACACAUUCACACAUAGAGGUAUAUAUAUAUAUUAUAAACGACCGAGUGAUUAGAUAAUAUGUAUAUAAUCUUUGUACGAAGCAAUUUCUUUUCAUUCCCGCUCUACUCAAAUACUCGCGGUACUAACAAGAGUAUUUAUGAAAGCCGAUCAAGAUCUUCGGCAAGAGCUGCGUGUCUGUUUCGUUUUGAUAAUAGUCUAAUGUAGACUAUUGAUGCGAUUUGUAGAAAGAAAUACGAGCGAAUCAUGUCUGUCUGCGCUGACUUUGGGUGUAUUUUUAACGAGUAGAAUAUCGCAUUUCUAAAUGUGAUCUUGUGUCGUCUUCAUCCCGUACUUUGUUCGGCGUUUUUCUACCUGACUUGUGAGAAUUUGUACAAGCGACAAGUAGUCAUGUAAAAGCGGAAAGUUGAUUUUAUCGAAAACGAGCUGUGUUAUUGUAGUUAUCGGUAACUCUUAUAUGAUAUUAGGUAUCUAACACUGGAAUAUUACAGUUCCGUAAGGUAUGCUCGACAUAGUAAACGAAGAAUUAAAUUUUGCCGUCUAGUUGCAGCCCCGAGGCUUAUAUUAAUUCACCAGAAAACAGUUAUAGUUUAUUAGCCUUUUAUGGCAUAUUUUUUUAUUCGCAGCAAUUUUUACCUGCGAUUUAGAUGAGGAAACUGUGCCCGUGAUAUUUUAGUGCUAGUGGCGAAUCGUCUUGUAUUUUACAUUUUUACGCGAGAGAGAAAGUUAAUCUUUCGCUUUGGCGCUUCCUUACCCUGCGUUUUCGCUUCGUAGUUUUCUAAAAUGUAGGUCCGUAGAUGCUUCAUUUGUAUACUUCUUUCGAGUCGGAUGAUUAUUUGAUUUUUAUUCCCUAGUUAUAGAUAAGACCGUACUCGCUUCCGUUGAUUCUCCGCCACUCCGUAGAGACUCCUCGCUACGUAUAGAUCUUCCUGCCGUCUCGUUUCGGACGAGCUGGCGACGUGUCAUUAAAACGCGCGUGAUAUACACACUAUAAGUGGGGAGUAACAAAAAAUAUGAGUAAUGAACAAGAUUUGCGUGUACGCCAGUACCGAAUCCGACGAGAUAAUAACCGUACCACACAAAAUUAAGAUUUCCCGUCAGGUCCUAAAUAGAUUCUUAGACGGCGUGUGACAUUUUCGCGAGAGGACGAGCGUGAAAUCGUUUAAGUGAGAAAGGGAGAGUUGUAUAAUAUAGCGACCGAGAACACGAUCUCGUGAAAGAGUACGGAGCGCGUAAAUAUUUUGUAAGCGAGAGAGAAAACGAAAAAAAAGGGAAACGAUCGCGCUGUGUAUGUUCACGCCGCUUGUAGCAAAUAAAAGAUUCUGUGUCGAUAGUGUAUGUAUAAGUACUUGGUAGUAGAGUCGCGAACGAAAAAAAAAAGAUCAAAACAGUAAGUGCAUUCGUAAUUGUACACUUAUUACUCGAAUAAAGAGCUGCGUUUUGUCUGUA